Molecule: messenger RNA, 2951 nt
Organism: Tribolium madens (black flour beetle)
Lineage: Eukaryota; Metazoa; Arthropoda; Insecta; Coleoptera; Tenebrionidae
Product: prestin-like
Exons: 11
Coding region: 794-2836 (680 amino acids)
Biological process (GO): transmembrane transport
Cellular component (GO): membrane
Molecular function (GO): bicarbonate transmembrane transporter activity; oxalate transmembrane transporter activity; chloride transmembrane transporter activity
Source: RefSeq, a predicted model, not a curated record
AAUUAACCUCGUUUUGUCACGAGUUUUGAAAUGGUGUUAAAAAAUUGCAAAACGACAAAAUGAGGGGUCCCCGAAUAAAAAAAACCAUAACAAUUGACAGUAAUCGUCCUUCAAUUGACACAAAACAACUCUAACCUAAGAUCGGUUCGAAAAACGAUUUAUCCUCCCACAAGGUCUGUAAUCAAAUGACCCCAAGUAGUGUAGAUGAAAAACACCGUGUAAAAUCAUCAUAAUUGUGAUAAAGUUUUGUUUCUGAUAAUGUGAUAAGGCGUUACGUCAUUUUAAAUGUCAUUGUCAAUUUUGGUGGACAGGACCGGUCCGGGAUAUUUUCAGGCCCUAAUUAUGCCGUGUCAUUCAAUGACCAGGGUCACCUUUGGCCACCUCGCAGAUUUACCACAAAAACCUAAAGUGAUUACUAAAACAAACUUGAUAAUAAAUUACGAAAAAGUGUCAGUGGUGUGGAAAUGGUGACCUUGGGGGGGAAUCACUAAACUUGAUUCGCUUCAGUUUGCUAUUUCGCACCGAUUCGAUCACACCUCAAGGUUUAGCGACUCUUAAUUAAUUUCUUUAAAGUGUUUGUAGAAAAAACAGUGUAUAACAUCGUAUAAAUUUUAAUUUGAUAAGAGUUAUCGAGCCAGACAACAAUGAAGCAAAUUGCACCAAUUACGAUUUAAUUGUUCCUUAAACCGUCUCAGAGUGGGGCUACUUAUCACUGUGCCACGCUAUUUGAAGAUAAAACUAUCGAAAUAUCGGUCAGUCAUCGCCUGCUCGCCGGAAUGUGUGAACCUCCACCAUGAAGAAAGACAUUACGGACCUGAACGGUGUGGUGGAAAAUGGAAUGUCGGCUGGGUUGAGUGUCAGAAGGCCGGUUUACCAACUCGAGGAUUUGAACAGAGACACCGACUAUGAAACACCGCACACUACAUUUGCCCAGGAUUGUGGGCGCAAAUUCCGGGCUUGCCGACCAUUUACUUGUCUCUACUACUCGAUUCCGGUGCUCAAAUGGCUCCCGAAGUACAGUUGCAAGAAAAACAUCUUUGGGGAUAUUAUAAGUGGGAUCACGGUCGCCAUCAUGCACAUACCGCAGGGUAUGGCUUACGGCCUCCUCGGAAACGUCCCCCCCGUCGUGGGCAUCUACAUGGCCUUCUUCCCCGUUCUCAUCUACUUCAUUUUUGGCACAUCUCGUCACGUCUCGAUAGGUACCUUUGCCAUCGUUUGUCUAAUGACCGGUAAAGUGGUCAACCAAUACAGCAGUAUUGAAAUCCUCCAAAACGGCACUGUAGUCACCACCCCAUCCCCCAACCCCGAAAUGCCACUCUACACCAAUGUCGAAGUUGCGACAACAGUCACAUUCGCAGUAGCCAUGAUCCAACUAGUGAUGUAUUUUCUCCGACUUGGAGUCGUCUCGACUCUACUUAGUGAAACUCUAGUGAACGGUUUCACGUGUGCUUCGGCUUUCCACGUGGUCUCAUCACAAAUCAAAGAUCUGUUCGGGAUUCCGAUUAAGAAGCGACGAGGCAAUUUCGGCUUCCCUUUGACGAUUUAUGACUCGAUUUUCGCCUUGUCAAAGGCCAAUCCCUACGCCUGUGGCAUGACGGCGGUCUCCUGCGUCCUCCUCAUUCUCAAUAACGAAGUUUUGAAGCCCUUUUUGGCCAAGAAGACGAAAAUUCCGUUUCCAAUCGAGUUGUUGGCGGUGGUUUUGGGUACAGCCUCCAGCUAUUUCUUCGAGUUGGACACGAAGUAUGACAUUUCGGUGGUGGGGCAUAUUCCGACAGGGUUUCCGGCCCCCACACCCCCGGCUUUUGCCCUCAUGCCGGAUAUUUUAGUCGAUGCGUUUGUCAUAACGAUGGUUUCGUACACAGUAACCAUGUCCAUGGCCUUGAUUUUUGCAAGAAAGCUCUUCUACGAGGUGGAUUCCAACCAGGAGUUGCUCGCCUUGGGUUUGAGUAACACCAUGGGAUCUUUCUUCGCCUGUAUGCCGGUCACAGCCUCCCUCUCCCGUUCCAUGAUCCAGGAAGCCGUCGGUGGAGUGACACAAAUCGCCUCAAUAGUCUCUUGUAGCAUCCUCUUGGUCAUCCUCCUCUGGAUCGGCCCUCUCUUCGAGACUCUCCCUCGGUGUGUCUUAGCUAGCAUCAUCGUGGUGGCCCUCAAAGGCAUGCUCUUCCAAUGCCAAUCCAUCGUCAAGUAUUGGAAAUUGAGUAAAUGGGACACUUUGGUCUGGGUUGUCACUUUCUGUACCACUUUAUUUAUCCAAAUUGGAUACGGAUUGGCUGCAGGAGUGGCCGUUUCAUUAUUGAGUGUUUUCAUACAAGGGUAUAAACCGUAUACUUGCCUCCUGGGGGUUGUACCAAACACAGAUCUGUACUUGGAUAUUAAACGGUACAAAAAGGCACAAGAAAUUCCAGGGGUGAAGAUUUUUAGGUACUCAGGGGGGCUGAGUUUUGCCUCAAGGAGCGCUUUUAAGGAGUUGUUGAGUAGGAAAAUCGGUUUUGAUCCGGCGAGUGUGCUCAGGAAAAGGGCCAGGCUUGAGGAGGCACCCUCAACGUCCACCACUUGCACCGAGGACUUCGACUUGCUCACCCGCUGCAUAAUUUUGGACUUCGCUGCGUUAACCUUCGUGGACCCCUCCGGCGUGGACUUACUCCGCCAACUCCAGAGCGAUUAUGCCAAACUCGAUAUAGCGCUCUACAUAGCGGCUUGUUCAGGGCCGGUGUAUGAAAAAUUCAUCAUCUGUGAUCAACAAGAAGGCAUCGAGAGCAAGUUUAUGAUCUUCCCGACGAUUCACGAUGCCGUUCUCUUUGCUCAAUCAAGUGUCUUAAGGACUAAACAAAUUUAAAUAAGUGAAAGUAUUAGAGAUUUUAUUUUUGUUAUUGUAUAUUUCGUACUUAGAAAGAGUUACCACUUGUUAUUUAUUUGAAGAUUUUUAAUAAAUGAGUAAGAAGCAAAUGGGA